CCUGUGUGGGGUCCGUGUGGAUGCGCCGGAGGGGAGCUUUGCGCUCAUAGGGGAGGGACGAGCGAAGUCAAGUUCGGAUCAGAUCAGGAAGGAGCGCACCGGCAGACCGAGAAAAACGGCACCAGGGGAAAGACGCACGUUUUCAUGCCAUUUCACAUUAUUUCUGUCUCCCAUCAACUGAACCGACAGAGUUCCUUCAGGAACAAGUGAAGCGGAUCCCCGAACGACACGGUGGAGAGAUGCAGCCGGCGGCGAGAUGGACUUUGCUGCUUGUUCUCGUGGGUUUGAUGGCGCACAAUUGCUUUUCAUCCAAGGCAGAGGACCGGCUGUUCAGGAAACUGUUCCGAAGAUAUAACCAGUUCAUCAGACCAGUGGAGAAUGUCUCUGACCCCGUCACUGUGGAGUUCGAGGUCUCCAUCUCGCAGCUUGUCAAAGUCGAUGAGGUGAAUCAGAUCAUGGAAACAAAUUUAUGGCUCAGACAUAUUUGGAAUGACUACAAGCUGCGAUGGAUGCCGGCAGAGUUUGACGGGAUUGAGUUCAUUAGAGUUCCAUCAAACAAGAUCUGGAGACCUGACAUUGUGCUCUACAACAACGCUGUAGGUGAUUUCCUGGUGGAGGAUAAGACCAAGGCUCUGCUGAAGUUUGAUGGUACCAUCACCUGGGUUCCUCCCGCCAUUUUUAAAUCCUCCUGCCCAAUGGACAUCACCUACUUCCCCUUUGACUAUCAGAACUGCUCUAUGAAGUUUGGCUCCUGGACUUAUGACAAAGCCAAGAUUGACCUGGUACUUAUUGGGUCUAAGGUGAACCUGAAAGACUUCUGGGAGAGCGGCGAGUGGGAAAUCAUUGACGCUCCAGGCUACAAACAUGAUAUCAAGUACAACUGCUGUGAGGAGAUCUACCCAGACAUCACCUACUCCUUCUACAUCCGGCGCCUGCCACUCUUCUACACCAUCAACCUCAUCAUCCCCUGCCUCCUCAUCUCUUUCCUCACAGUGCUGGUUUUCUAUCUCCCGUCUGACUGUGGAGAGAAGGUCACGCUCUGUAUCUCCGUCCUGCUCUCCCUCACUGUGUUUCUGCUCGUUAUCACCGAGACCAUCCCCUCCACGUCACUGGUCAUCCCGCUCAUUGGAGAGUACCUGCUCUUCACAAUGAUCUUCGUCACACUCAGCAUCGUCAUCACUGUGUUCGUGCUGAAUGUACACUACCGCACGCCAAUGACCCACACUAUGCCGGGUUGGGUGCGUUCUGUGUUUCUCAAAGUGCUGCCGAGGAUUAUGCUGAUGCGGAGACCGAUUGACGAAGACAGCAGGGCUGGGGGGUUGGACAGCAGUGGGGAGGCAGGAGGAGCUGGAGGGGGAGGAGGAGGCGGAGGAGGGAAAGGAGGGAAGAAAAGGAAGAACAGCUUGAUGCAGCAGGUUGGAGGGGGCUCCCUCAACUGUCUGGAGUUCGGGGACAGUAAGCUCUCGUCCAUGGAGGGCUGCACUGGGAAGAAAUGCCCUUGCCCCUGUCAGCAUAAGAAGGAGACCCCAGAAACACCAGACAUGGGGAAGAUGACACGUCAGCUGAGUCCACAGAGCAUCAGCACAGUGGUGGCCUUUUCCGUGAUGUCACCUGAGAUCAAACAGGCCAUCGAGAGCGUCAAGUAUAUAGCUGAGAACAUGAGGAGUCGCAACAAGGCCAAAGAGGUGGAGGAUGACUGGAAGUACGUUGCCAUGGUGAUCGAUAGAAUCUUCCUUUGGGUAUUUGUGACCGUGUGCGUCCUGGGAACUGUGGGCCUCUUCCUCCAGCCUCUUUGUGGCUUCGUCUCAUAACUGCUAACCAAUCAGGGUUCACUACCACCCUGUGUCAACCAAUCCUGAACAAGUGACUAACUCUCAGUUCUCAGUUGACCAAUCAGAAGACAGACUUUUGAGUCCUAAAGCACUAUUUGGUGUGCUGUGUUUGCAUCUUGUCUUUUACAGUAAUCAGUGAUAUAGAAACAGUGAAGUUGAAAAAAAAAGAGUUUAAAGUUUUCAGACUGGCUGGUAAACUGCAUAACAGAUACAAAGGUUAUCACGCCUUAUUUUAUCUAAAACAAUCAUUGCCAUAGAACCCACAUCAUAACUAAAAAGGCACUCUGUCUUUGGAUAAUGGAAAUCAGUGUGUUCUUUCAGCUUUCUUGACCAUUUGAACAAGUUUUAGAAAAUAUACUUUAUUUUGAUUAUUUAUAGCUCACAUUAUAGGUUUGUAACAUGUCAUCACACAAAUGAUGACAUGUUAUAGACAGUUACAGCAGCCUGGCCACCAAUACAAAGCAGUUACUGUGGUUUGGUUUUGUAGCUAAAUUUUAGCAAAUUUUACAUGCUGUCUUCACAGAAAUUAUUUCUAUGGAAUAAUAAUGUUUUACAUGAUAAAAUGUCAAAAAGUCAGAUUCAGGUCUUAACUUAAUGGUAACCAAAUAUGUAGUCACUGCGUAUUAGAGCUUAGCUGGGAUCAAAACUUGACACAUCCAGUAGUCCUUCAGGACUGGAACCUGAGAAUUAACAUCCAACAGAUGUUAACAAACUGGGAACUUUCCACAUUCAGUAGACAUGACACAAACUCUCUACCACACUGAACUCAACCCUGCAGCAGCCAGAUAACUCUCCCCCCAUUGAGCUGACUGAUGACUGUCAUACCCGCUCCCCAGUCUGAUUCAUCAAGCUGCUCACUGUCAGAGCCAAUCGCGCUCACUGCUUUUUGUGUCAUUUCCAAUUAGAGUUCAGAUUUCUGCCGCACUAGGCAGCGCUUUUAACAAAUAAGGGCAGGCUGUGCUUCUUUUUGUAAUUAGAAACCAUGUGUUUAUAAAUGUUCUCUCUGAUUAAUGUUCCACGAGGUAAUUGGUUGGCCUGGUAAAUAUUGGAUUAAAUGGUACUUGAUUAGUUGCUCCUGAAAUAGCAUUACAUUUAUUAAUUCAUGAGAGGAUUCUAUCAUCCCAUUCCAUGGCUAUUAAUUUAAUCUUUCUUUUCUUGUCACUUUUGAUUAAGUUUACUCUUAAGAGCAAACAUGCAAUGCAAGAAACAUGCAUGACAAAAAUUUUGAUUGCUUUGACCACAAACAUAUUGCCUUCAGAUUACAGCACUAUAAGGGCACUGCUUAAGUUAUUUAAUUUCAUUUAUCCCCAUCCUUUUUGGUUAUAUGAUGCAUCAGAAAUGCAAGUCAUCCUGAAGGGAGCAAAAAUGUUUGUACAAAUGAUCUUUGCCUUUCUUUUGUCUGACUGUCUUUGAACUUAAAAUAAAUGCAAUAUUUCUUCAAAUAAAGUGAUUUGCUGGUA
Messenger RNA from Siniperca chuatsi (mandarin fish), 3292 nucleotides. RefSeq names its product cholinergic receptor, nicotinic, alpha 6 (gene chrna6). Gene Ontology annotation, biological process: monoatomic ion transmembrane transport; nervous system process; chemical synaptic transmission. Gene Ontology annotation, cellular component: postsynaptic membrane; synapse; neuron projection. Lineage: Eukaryota; Metazoa; Chordata; Actinopteri; Centrarchiformes; Sinipercidae. Gene Ontology annotation, molecular function: transmembrane signaling receptor activity; acetylcholine-gated monoatomic cation-selective channel activity. The transcript has 8 exons. The record is from RefSeq and is a predicted model, not a curated record. Bases 240 to 1811 code for a protein of 523 amino acids.